AUGAGAAGGGCACCAGGAAGACCCAAGAAGCAGCGGAAUAAGACUAAUGAUGAGCCUAAGAACCCUCACAAGCUAAAGAGACAACAAUCUACAAUUAAGUGUGGCAGAUGUGGGGAAUGGGGCCAUAAUGUUAGGACAUGCAAAGGGAAGACUGCUGCUGAUAGGGAGAUACCAACUGGUGGAAAUCAGGUAACAUCAAAAUUUGUUCACCCUGAACAGAGGGUGAGUAAUGCACAGGGAAGUGGAGCUGGAGCAGGGCCAAGUAAUGCACAAGGAAGUGGAGCUGGAGCAGGGCCAAGUAAUGCUGGAAGAGGAGCUGGAAGGGGAGCAGGUAGAGGAACUGGAAGGGGAGCAGGUAGAGGAGCUGGAAGGGGAGAAGGUAGAGGAGCUGGAAGGGGAGCAGGUAGAGGAGCAGGAAGGAGAGCUGGAAGGGGAGCUGGUAGAGGAGCAGGAAGAGGUCAACCAUUACCACCACCACAAGCCACUCAGCCUAUUCAGAACUCUCAAACAGGCAGCACAUUAACCUCACAACUUCCAAGUGCUUCUCAGGUUGAUGAAAGGUCAAGGAAGAAGCAGAAAAUGGUGGUGGGAACUCAAGGAAGCAAUGCAUAA
Molecule: messenger RNA, 612 nt
Organism: Lotus japonicus
Lineage: Eukaryota; Viridiplantae; Streptophyta; Magnoliopsida; Fabales; Fabaceae
Exons: 1
Coding region: 1-612 (203 amino acids)
Source: RefSeq, a predicted model, not a curated record